Penaeus indicus is the source of this 1615-nucleotide messenger RNA. Its product is annotated as carbohydrate sulfotransferase 3-like. The record is from RefSeq and is a predicted model, not a curated record. The transcript has 7 exons. Bases 410 to 1615 code for a protein of 401 amino acids. NCBI's taxonomy places the organism in Eukaryota, Metazoa, Arthropoda, Malacostraca, Decapoda, Penaeidae. Gene Ontology annotation, molecular function: N-acetylglucosamine 6-O-sulfotransferase activity. Gene Ontology annotation, biological process: N-acetylglucosamine metabolic process; sulfur compound metabolic process.
AAGUGUGGAUACCCAGGAAGGCUACAACUUGACAAAGCUUCACGGAUUUUUUUCUUUACUUUUUUGAUUAAUCACAUGAAUCAAUUUUUUUUCCGGAUAAAAUUCGUGUAUUUUUAAAAGGCCCUUGAAUUAAUGCUCCCCCUUGCAAGCAUAGGUAUUUAUUCAUUACUGCCCCUGACGCCGUUCUUAAGUAUAUAGUUAUGAUGCUGAAAAGCCGUACUGUUUAGAGCCCAUUUUCAUCCUUUAUUCGAAAGUUGGAACAGGACUGAUUUUCAAACACCUUGAGUGGGCUUCAGUAGGAUUCAAGACGAAAAAUAGCGCGUGGAUUAUACCUCCUGGUCAAGUAAUCAAGUUGAGAAUAUCUUCAAUACGGUGGGCGAGUGAAGACGGACAUCCACCUCAACCAGAUAUGAAGAUCAGAUGCCUCUUGUCACCUCUGUUCGUCUCCCUCUUCAUUUUAUUCUUCCUCUUCGGCCAAUUCCACUUGUCGAAGGAAGGCGGGGCCGUCUCUUCCUACGCAAGCGCUACCUAUGAAUCCAUAGAAAGCGAAGGUUAUAAGGAGAGAGAAAGAAUAGGAGAAAGUGGAGAAGAGGAAGGGGCAAGCAGCGAAAUACCGGGAAUACGAUUCCACUUGUCGAAGGAAGGCGGGCCAUUUUCUACCUACGCAAGCGAUACCUAUGAAUCCAUAGAAAACGAAGAUUAUAAGGAGAGAGAAAUAAUCGAUGAAGAGGAAGGGGCAAGAAGCGAAAUACCGGGAAUAAGAAAAGAAGUAACAGAGAAAGGAGAGAGAUUCGAGGACUCAGAGAAACGACAAAAAAUGGUGAUUUUGUGGACAGGUUGGAGGAGCGGAUCGUCGUUCAUGGGCCAGGUGUUGGCUGGGGCCGCCAAUGCGACGUUCUACAGCUACGAGCCCCUCCACAUGUACGGCGUGAAGGUGAUGGACCAGGAUGACGCAAGGACCCGCAGCGCCCUGGCACUCAUGAAGGACCUCCUGCUGUGCCGCCUCGACAGCCACUCGGACCAAGUGUUCUACAUGGGCAGGUGCGACUUCUACCUCAGCCAGAACGUCUACCUGAGGGACCGAUGCCUGAGAGGUGAUCGUAAUGACAAACAAAGCCCGUGUCGGAACGCCUCCCACGUGGCCGGAGUGUGUCGCUCUGCGGACAUGAACGUCAUAAAGGUGCUUCGUCUCAGCCUGCAGUUCGCGCGACCUCUGUUGGAAGACGAUGACCUCGACGUCCAGAUCAUCUACAUGGCUCGUGACCCCCGCGCCGUCCUCAGUUCGAGGAUAAAGGCUUUCUGGUGCACAGGCAUAUGUUCGGACCCUCAGACGAUGUGCCCGCUUCUUGAGGGCGAUCUCAAGGAGGCGGCUCUGCUCUCCAAAGAAUAUCCCACGAGCCACUCGGACCAAGUGUCCUACAUGGGCAGUACCGAGUUCUACCUCCGCCAUAACGUCUACCUGAGGGACCGCUGCCUGAGGGGUGGUCCCAAGGACAAAGCGCGCCUGUGUCGGAACGCCUCCUACGUGGCCGGAGUGUGCCGCUCUGCGGACAUGAACGUCAUAAAGUAUACAGUUGUUACUGUACUGAUGGGCCAGAGUAAUUCAAUUCACUAA